UUCAGACUUCAGUACACCCGAGUCUCGCAAAGGCUACAGGGUGUACUGUGGGACUCUCCUGACUUAAAUAAGUCCGUGGCCAUCAUGACCAGCCAAGAGGACCCCACUAGCCCCCCCUUCACCACUUGGAACUGGAGGGGAACAUUUAAGAAGUUUUACAAGUGCUGUGUAGUGUUUCCUGUGUUUGUGAGCUUUCGACUACUCUGUGUGACAGCGGCACAGGCAAGGAUGUUGUUUGUGACUGAGGAGGGAAAGCUGGAGCUACGGAAGGAGGAAGCCAGGGAGCGAGGCUAUGAUCAACAGGGCUUCCAACACUUCGUGGUGAACGAAGCUGACACCUGGUCAUCCUUCUUCUUCUUCAGGAGCUACUUGGCCUUCGAGUGGUUAAGCGUGUGGUGGGAGGUGAACAUGUCGGCCGAGAUGGGAGAGGUGGCCCCUAACCCCGAGGUGAUGAGGCUGAGGGACAGGUCAGUCUCUCGCCUCCUGGACAUGGCGAGGUCAGGUAGGCCUCUGGUGAUUAACUUCGGCUCCUGCACCUGACCCCCGUUUGUGGCCAACCUCGAUCUCUUCCGCAAGUUGAGGGAGAGGUACUCGAGCGUGGCAGACUUCGUGGUGGUGUACACCGCUGAGGCUCACCCUACUGAUGGCUGGGUCUUUGAGGGAAACGU
Messenger RNA from Homarus americanus (American lobster), 668 nucleotides. RefSeq names its product thyroxine 5-deiodinase-like. The record is from RefSeq and is a predicted model, not a curated record. NCBI's taxonomy places the organism in Eukaryota, Metazoa, Arthropoda, Malacostraca, Decapoda, Nephropidae. Gene Ontology annotation, molecular function: thyroxine 5'-deiodinase activity. Bases 85 to 540 code for a protein of 151 amino acids. The transcript is spliced from 4 exons.